UUUAAAAUGGUUGAAGUUGAAACGGCGGCGGACGAAGCGCCAUGUUUAUUGAAAACGUAACGUUAUCGGAAAAGAAAGCUGGCUGUGUUGUUUUUUAUAAAUUAGUUUAGCGAAAGUGCGAUGGUAUUUACUUCAGUUUGAUAUUUCUGUUUCUAAUAAGAAGUGUGAGUUGUACUAUUGUAGUUUCUUCUAUAUACUAUUGUUGAAAAAAUGGCAGGGCCGCCUGAAAACCAGAGGUCUUUUCGACUUUUUGUGACCCAUGUCGACGGUGACUCUCAUUUUCUGAAAAUUAGUGGUCAAGUAGAUCAACAGGCUUCGUUGAUGAUAGAGAGCCUGUUUGAAAGUUCCCGAGAUAAUCUAGAAAAAGGCAUCGGAGCGGUGCCACCGGCAGCUAUUCAUGAAGGUGUCAUUUGUGCCGCCAAAUACAAAGAUGGUAUUUAUUACCGAGCUAAAGUUGUGAGCACAAAUAAUUUGUCUACCGGUUUGGUUGGAGUCCACUUCAUUGACUAUGGGAACAAAGACAUAAUUUCUUUGAGCGCUAUACGAUUCCUCGACAACUACGACCCGCUAUUCUUACAACUACGUGGUCAAGCGUCUGACUAUUACCUAUCUGGGGUAAUGAAUCCGUCUGGAAGAUGGGAAGAACCACUUUUACUAAAACUGCAAAGCUUAGUGUGCUAUUCUGAUUAUAUUGCGACUAUUGAAGCUCAAACUCGGACAAUACCUAUAAUAUCUGUACAAUUUAAAGGCACGGAUCUAUCGACACAUCUUGUGUCGAUUCGUUUUGGUGUAGCUUUACCUCUUGCAAAGCAAGAAGUCUUACUACUUCAAUUAUCUGGUGAUAAUCAUCAACCAUCAAAUUGGCAGCCUAGUGUUUCAAAUGAAACUGCAAAUUUCCCCGAACACAUCCCAUUUUUAAUGAAUCAGAAUUUCCCGGCUAAUCCAGCAUCCACUAUGCGCAUUCAGCAAAAUGCAUCAUUACCAUUUAAUGGAAGUAUACAGAUGGCACCAUCUUUGAUUGGACAACGGUUACUCAACAAAGCUUCUAGAAACCCAGGGAAUUUAAAGGCCCCAGUACGCCAGCCACAGCAUGCCCCUACUAAUAGCAUCAACCUUUCAACCCCUCCACCAGCUCUAAUGAUAGCUCCUAAACCUGGUUCUCCUAAAAAGUCAUCCACUUAUAAGAGCAGAUUAUUGGAAGUGAACUCUCAACAUAAAGUUUUUGUGUCAUUUGCUGAAGAAGGACCAGAAUUAUUUGCAGUGCAACUUGUUAGUGAUGCCAAGAAACUGCAGGAUAUGAUGGAUGACAUUAAUAAGAGGCCACAUAGCAGUCUUACUGAACCACCUAUGAUAGGCACAGUCUGCCUGGGCAGGAUGUCAGGUGACCGUAUUAUAUGCAGGGCUAUUGUUAUGAAUCUCUCUGGAUCUCAAUGCAAGUUAUUCUUUGUUGACUUUGGGGACACAGAAAUGGUAUCAUACUAUGAUAUCUUCGAUAUACCUGAUGAGUUUGUGAAGCCUAAUGUGUUCGCUAUGAGAUUCUGUUUAUCUGGUGUAAAGAAAUUGGAAAAGGGGCUUCAUUUGAAUGAGACUUUCAAACAGCUAGUUAACGGAAAAGUGAUGACCCUGAAAGUAGUGGCACCUGAAGGGCCACCAUUGAUUCAGUAUGGAGAACUUUACUUAGACAAUAAGAAUGUGCUUGAAUUGUUGAUGGCUAAUAUGAAGGACAAGCUGCAGUUUAAAAGGAUUGACAUACUUCCUUUGGGAUCGAGGCGCUCUGUUCUUGUGUCUUAUGUGGAUAGCUGUAUCAAGUUCUUUGUGCAGUUGUCAGAUAACAUUGAUGAGUUGAAUGCUGUGAUGGAAGCUGUAAGAGCUCACUGUGAGAACAGCUCGUCUCCUGGAGAGUUGCCAGUGGGAGCAGCGUGCUGUGCACGAUUUCCAGAUGAUAACAACUGGUACAGAGCGACAGUUAGAGACACUAAGAAGAACAAAAUAGUUGUUAUGUAUGUGGACUAUGGUAAUGAACAAGAGGUUGAAGUAUCAGAUUUGAGGACCAUUACUCCUGAUUUGAUAAGAUUUCCAGCUCAGGCUAUGAUGUGUGCUCUGAAGGGUUAUGAGAACAAACCAGUAGAAACUAAGACAUCAAACCAAUUGGAGAUGCUAGCUUUGGAGAAGACACUGACUGCUCACAUAGUGGGCAUGCUGUCUACCACAAUGGUAGUGUCAUUGAUUGAUGAGACUGUAACCCCACCCCUGGAUGUAGCCCGAAAGAUGACACAACUAUCUCAACCUAGGAGCUCUCAUGAGGCCAAAGCAACAACCCCAAUAAGGAAAGACGCUCCAGAAACCUUCAGUUCUCCGGACAGUGCAUCUGAUGAUGGCAAAAAGAAAGGCUUCCGACGAGAAAAGAGCUUCAAGGAAGAAUGGAGACCACCAAAAGAGGGCAAUGAAGAAUUCCAGCAAAGAGGCGGCAGUUUUCGAAACAGAGACAACAGGGACGGCUUCGACAGGUCUGGGCCGGGCCGGCAUAGCGAAAAGUUUGGCGGCAGACCGGAGCGAGUCGAGCGUCCUCAUAACGACAGACGCGGAGGGCCGCCAAAGCCUCGUGAGAAUGUGCCGUCCUCAGUCGCUGACGACGAGUGGGAGGAGACUCCUUCUCAACCUACAACCUUCCAACCUCCACACAGACAAAAUAGAGAUAGGGACAACAACCCUAGGGAAUACACCCCGAGAGAUCGAGAUAACAACCCUAGAGACAGAAGAAAGCCUAGGUCGGAAAAUCAACACGAUAAGCCGGGUCAAAGACCAGGUUGGAAGAAGGAUUCGAGUGGAGUGGGGAAAAGGCUAAGGCAAGCCGCUGAAGCCGCCUCCUUGGACGCUCAAAACGCUCCUACGAAGGGUGCUUCCAUACAGGAUAGACUGAAACGGGAUAACAAAUAUAGCCAACAUGAUGACCGUGAUGAAAGACCUCAACGGGAGAACCGUUUCGAUCGUUCUGACCGCCCCGACCGAUCUGACAGGCCUGACCGGCCUGACCGCCGUGAUAACCGGGAUAGCCGUGGCGACAGGCGCGAUAACUGGGGAGACAAGAAAGAAAACUGGAACCAAAAGAGAGAUUUCCGACCGAAUGACAGAGCGCCGAGGAGCAACUUCUCACCAAGAGACCGCGCGGAUCGUUCAUUCGGAUCAGACGAUAAAAAGUCUGACAAGAGCUUCAGAUCUCAGGAUAGCGGCAGGGGAGAGCGCUCGGGUCGCGCCCCGCCAUACAAGAGCCGCAGCAAGUUCACGCAGGUCCAGUACAAGGAACUCCCCGACCCUGUGCCGCUCGAAACUCCAUUCCUCGAGCCCACGUCCGUGGAACCCGGCGCGCAACACGAGGUUUCCGUCACCUGGAUCAUAAACCCGGAAUGCUUCUUCGCCCAGAUAAUGUCGCUGCAGCCUAAGUUCCUUGAAAUGAUGCACAAAAUACCAGAGAUAUACAAAGGCGUGAAAUCUUACACUGGUGAAGUGCCAGUCGGCGGAUCAGUGUUAGCUCGUUAUCCCGUUGAUGGCGUAUUGUACAGAGCUACCAUCGAAUCUGUACAGCCAUUCUCGAAGUUUAUCGUUCGGUAUGUAGAUUUCGGCAACAAACAGCUAGUGGAUGCUAAAGAUAUUUGGCAGAUGGACAAACAAAUGAUGGAGUUGCCUAAGAUGGCGGUCUGUUGCUCUCUUUCGGGCGUAAUGCCAGUGGAAGGUGAAUGGAAGCCCAACAACCUGGAUAUGGACUUGUGCUUCAACGCGCCGCGGUAUCAAUGUAUAUUCCAGGAGUUUGUUGAAGACCGCUACAAGGUGUCGCUAUGGAACAAUGGAGUCAGUGUAGCAGAUAUGUUGGUCGAGAAGGAACUGGCUAAAUUAUCUGAACAUCAGUCGUCUGUUACUUUGAAAGACGAAGCUAUCGACCUCACAAUCAUCGUAGGUCAGCAGAUAUUGUGCCGUGUGACCCACGUAGAAUCUUAUGAGAAAUUCUUUGUCCAACUCGAUAUGGACAAAGCUAAGCUGGUAGAAGAAGCUAUCGCUAACUUUGACACUGCUAAAUUGACGCCAUUGACCGCAGACAACCUUGCCGAAGGGAUCCACUGCACGGUGAAGCAUGACGGUAAAAUAAACAGGGCUAUACUAGAAAGUGUUGCUGACCCAGCCAACAUCACCGCUGUGUUGCCAGACUACGGAAAAUCUAUUACUACUUCUUUGGAAAAUCUCAUGAUUUUACCAACGGAACUGAGCGUAUACUACUAUCAGUCGCUGGAGUGCAGUCUAAACAACUAUACAAAUGACGUUAACAAGCUAAUGACCCUUGACGAACUGAAGACCAAGCUUACAGGAAACAAAGUCAUCGUCUAUAUCAACCAUGUGGAAGAGAUCACUUUGGUGACAACCCUGUAUGACUACGUGACCGGUCAAAAGAUUGCCGUGUUCGAACCGGAUGAAGGCGCCUAUGACGAAGUGGUCCAGUUGUGUACGAGAUCCGUCUUCAACUACAACUUUGGAAUGGCGUACAUUGUCCACGCUGAAAACUUGAACGAAUUCUACCUACAGAAAGCAAGCGAUGGCGACAAAAUCGCUCUGUUACUUGAUGAACUCUACAAGUUCUAUGAAGAAGGAACUCCCGAAGCCCUCGCUACUUUCGAUGUGGACGGUAUCUGCGCUGCGCACUCUGCAGACGGCAACUGGUACCGAGCUACUAUCAUCAGCGUCGAAGAUACUCAAGUCAAAGUACAAUACCCUGAUUAUGGUAACACAGAAACACUUCCCACGGAAUCUCUUAAAAUACUUGAUCCCAAGUUCUAUGAACCUUGUGCAUUAGCAUUAGUAGCUAGCUUAGGUCUUGUCGCUCUACAAGAAGACGCUCUCAAUAAACUUAAGGAAUGGACCAAUGAAAAGGAAGUGCAAGUCACACUUGCUAUAGGCACAGAUGGUUGGCUUGCCAGCUUGCAUUUAGAUGGUGUAGAUUUGUCAGUGAAAUUGGUAAAUGAGAAAUUGGCUACACCACAAAUAAACGCAGUUGAAGAAGAGAAAGUUGAGGAAAUCCAGACUCCUGCGCUUUCUGAGCCGAUAUCUUUGCCUGAAGGUUGUACUCAGGUGUACAUCAGUCAUAUCGACACGCCUGGCCACUUCUGGUUGCAAAUGGCCGAGAAAAUAAGCAAGCUUGACGAACUCCAAGCAGAGCUACAAACUACUGCCAGCACAUUUAGUGAUCUGGAAAAUCCUGAAUUGGGUACGUGGUGUGUCGCCAAAUACAUGGCUGACGAUCAAUGGUACCGAGCUGAGAUCCUUGACUCGGAUUCUGACAUUAUUACAAUUCGCUUUAUCGACUACGGCAACACUGAUGUGCUUGACAACCAGCCUGGAUUACUGAAGGAAAUGCCUGCAGCGUUAAAAGAUGUGGAAGCUUAUGCGAUCAAAUCUAGCAUUAACGCCGUACCCACGGGUACCGGCCAGUGGUCAGAGGCAUCCUCUGAAUAUUUCACGCAACUUGUAGGCGAUUUAGCAAAUGCAGUGGAUGCUCUUAUUGUCCUCAAAGACGUAAUAACGUACGUAGAUAUCUAUGUUCAAGGGAACAAUGUGACUGAUAAAUUAGUAACUGCGGGUUAUGCCACUAGAUCAGAAGAACCUGACUGUGGUGACUUGCCGUCCUGCUUCGCCAGUCAUGUAAACUCACCAUCCGAGUUCUGGAUUCAGUUAGAAACUGCGACCGCGGAGCUACAAGCAAUGGAAGCUGCGAUGGUAGAUGCAGAAAACUUCCCAGAGUUGACAGACAAAGAGGAAGGUGUUAUUUGUGCAGCUAAAUACCCUGAAGACGAAGCGUGGUACAGAGCACAAGUCAUUGUGGAUGGGUCGGAAGGAACCGAGGUGCUAUUUAUGGAUUAUGGAAAUGCAUCUAUAGCUAACGAAUUAAGAAGUCUACCAGAUGAACUUAAAGUGAAGCCUGCGCUUUCGAGAAAAUGUGCCUUGCAGAAACCUCGUGACGUUAAAUGGUCACGUCAGUCUGAAGUUAGGUUUAAUGAAUUAGCUGCAGAAGGGGCCACUAUAUUUAAUGUCCAAUUCAUAGCGUCUGGUGAUAUAUCUAUCGUUGAAUUGUUCCAUGAAGGAAAAUCCGUGACUGAAGAACUUUUAGGGCUUUGUGAACAAAUUCCGGCUCCGAGACCAGCUCCUGUGGGUCAAGACAUAUUCGGUAGCGGCAAAAUCUGCUUUGUCAAAGAUUUGGAUGAAUUCUAUGUGCAACUAGACGAAGUUAACUCUGACCUUGAUAAAGUGACGGUAAGAAUGAACGAUUUUGAAGAAUUUGAACCUGCUACUGAUCUAAAAAUAGGAUCUAUAUGCGCUGCAUUUUGGGCUGACGACGAACAGUGGUAUAGAGCUAAAAUAUUAGAAUUUUGUGACGUUGGUUACCAUGUACAGUUUAUUGACUAUGGUAACAAAGCUAAAUGCGAGGAAUUCCGAAAACUCCCUGACGAUAUAGCAUCAAUUGAACCUUUAGCAAGAGGCUGUCGUAUUAUCUUGGAAAGUGGUGACGAAAGUUUGCAAGAAGAAGGUAAAAAUAAAUUAGAUCAGCUCACUUUAGAUGACACUACUGUACGUAUAGAAUUUUUGGAUAGUACAGUUAGUCCAAGUCUCGUGAAGCUCUCUUAUGGUGGACAGGACUUUUACUCAGACCUUAAAAAUAGUAAUGCUACCAACCAAGCAGAAGAAACGCCAAAAGAAGAAGCUCUUCCGUCUAUCGAACACGAAGUUGUAAAAGAAGUUACUAGUGUACCUGAAGCUGUAACAGCCUCGGAUACCGCUACCAAUGACAUAGACACAUUAGAAUCAGAAGAAAUUCAAAAUGAACAGAAUACAUCACAAGCGGAUCUCAAUGAAAGUACGGAGAGCAACCACACUGUUAUUGAGAACAAAUCUUUCGAAUCUAAACAUGAUAAUCUGACUGAAGAAAUUAACGCCGGUGAAGCAAAGGCUACAGAAACUAGUCAAGACUCUGACAAAAACGCAGAAGUUCCCGAGAAAAAUGAAUUAGGUGAUACGAAAAAUGAUAGUGCAGAAAUUGUCGACGAAGCUGAAAAUAAGGCUGACAAUACUGAACAAGCCACUGCUCAAGUAGAAACAGUAGAAAAAACUGCCGAAACAAAAUCUGACGUUAAUGAAACAGAGAUACCCGUCGCUGAAAAAGAAAGUAAACCUGUGGAUGUUGUGACGGAAAAAGAGAACCCAGAUAACGUAGAUGACACAGAGAAUCCUGUGGUGAAAGAAGACGCUGGAAAAACCGAAACUAAAGAAAAUGAUGCGGAAAAAACCGUAGUCAAAGAAAAUGAUGUAGAAAAACCCGUAGACAAAGAAAAUGACGUAGAAAAACUCGUAGUCAAAGAAAAUGACGAAGAAAAGCCUGUUGAAAAAGUGACAGAGGCACUGGGCAGCCCAGUAAAACAUGUGACUGACUCAACAGAAAAAGUGACUGAAGCCGGUGACACAGAACCUGUUAAGUAGACUUAGGAUGUAAAUACGACAGAAUAAGAUAUUUUUAGUGAGUAAAGUCAAAUUACAUUGUAUCAUAUUUAUCUUUUUGAAUGUAAAGUGUCUUACAACUGCUAGAAAUUAUAUGACAUGACUUUAGUUUGCUUCGUAUUAUGGUAAAACCAAAUGCCGAUCUUGUUUUGGCAUUAAGAAGCAGCUUAGUUUUUUAUACAUUGUCGUACGAAGUACAUAAAGACUAGAAUGUAAUAGUUAAGGUUCGGCGUAUGAUUGUAUUGGUUGCUUUUUAAAUUUUUUAACGUUGUUUAAUUAUUUGCUUCUCGAAUCACGUAAGUUGAUGUUAUGAAAGUUUCAGGAAACAUUUAUCGUUUUAAUGUCUGUUUUUGUUGUGUGCUUAAAUUGAUUUAAUGUUAUCGCGAAGAGAAUAUAAAUGUACACUAAUGAAAGUAUAUUAUAGUGAUUGUUUUCACACACAUAUAAAUACUCAUGAUUGAUUUUAUUUUAGGUUUAUCGUAUGUUAUGUCGGUAUUAGUAGAGUUUGCUAUUAGGGCUCAUUUCAUUAUCAGUUCAUAAGUAACAGCUGGAACCUGUGUAUGUACAUACAUAAUUUAUUGUAAUUAAACACACAUUCCCUUCAUAAAACGUUAGUAGCGCAUGUCACCACAACUACAUACCGAAGGUAUAUUGAUUAUUGUUGUUUUUGUUUAGUAAAUCAUCUUAUAAGAUAUAGGACUGAUGUCUGUCUUGUCCAGAGAAGGAUGUUAAGUUUUUUUUUUAUUAAAGAUAUGCAAAAAUGUA
Messenger RNA from Spodoptera litura, 8298 nucleotides. It is a transcript of the gene tud, whose product is annotated as tudor domain containing protein. Gene Ontology annotation, cellular component: P granule. Gene Ontology annotation, biological process: spermatogenesis; piRNA processing; P granule organization. NCBI's taxonomy places the organism in Eukaryota, Metazoa, Arthropoda, Insecta, Lepidoptera, Noctuidae. The record is from RefSeq and is a predicted model, not a curated record.